Talaromyces rugulosus is the source of this 414-nucleotide messenger RNA. RefSeq lists its product as uncharacterized. Gene Ontology annotation, cellular component: prefoldin complex; cytoplasm. Gene Ontology annotation, biological process: protein folding. The transcript has 4 exons. Lineage: Eukaryota; Fungi; Ascomycota; Eurotiomycetes; Eurotiales; Trichocomaceae. The record is from RefSeq and is a predicted model, not a curated record. The coding region runs from base 1 to 414 and encodes 137 amino acids.
AUGCUGCAACAUCGCAUGCUCUCAAAAGAUGACGAGGCCACUGCAGGCGGAGAGGACAACGAGGUGCGUCGCGAAGAUCAGGACAAGAUCAAUCGGUUUAGCCGGCUGCAUCAGCGCGAGACUGUCCUCGAAGAGCGAUUGAAAGCGAAGCAAAAAGACAAGGAAGAUAUAGACGAAGUCUCAACAGAAUUGGAACUAGCAGACGAAGAUGAACUCGUACCAUACAAAAUCGGCGACUCGUUUGUGCAUCUCCCGCUCGAGGAAGCACAGUCGUUGCUCACGGCGUCAUCGGAAGAGAUCGAUGCAGAAGUCUCUCGGCUCGAGGACUCGUUGGGUGAAUUGCGAGAGGAGCUAACCCAACUCAAGGGUGCGCUCUAUGCGCGCUUUGGAAAGGCUAUUAAUCUUGAUGUUUAG